Molecule: messenger RNA, 456 nt
Organism: Prorocentrum cordatum
Lineage: Eukaryota; Dinophyceae; Prorocentrales; Prorocentraceae
Source: the annotation of a GenBank genome assembly
AUGAUGCUCGCGUGGAACCGCACGCUGCCCCGCGGAGGGAUGACGGGCGUCAUACGCGGCUCGCACAGGGGCGUCAUGCGGACGCUGAUCUCCGCGCGGAGGUGGGGCGGCAUCUCGAACCUCUGGCUGCUCAUUCGGCAGUCCCUCUUUGGAGGUUCUGCAUCCGACCCGGUGGCCGACGCCCCCGGCGGGGUCAUGCGGGCGGGGGAUUUGCUCGUGAUGCACCCGUAUCUGGUGCAUUCAUCAGCGCGGAACCACCAGGACACGGUGCGCCUCGGCGGGCAUCUCUUCAGGGGAUACCACCACCCCAUGGACGAGGAGCAGAUACUGGAGUUCUGCCGCCGGCAGGAGGGCGGCACGCGAAGGGGAGAUCCCCUGCCCGCGAACACGGAGCUGCUCCUGCAAGGCUUGCGGCCCCUUGACUCGUCCUGCUCUUCCAUCUCGUCCUCAGCAUGA